This is a messenger RNA of Papaver somniferum (opium poppy), 948 nucleotides long. Its product is annotated as protein phosphatase inhibitor 2-like. The coding region runs from base 176 to 709 and encodes 177 amino acids. Gene Ontology annotation, molecular function: protein phosphatase inhibitor activity. Gene Ontology annotation, biological process: regulation of signal transduction. The record is from RefSeq and is a predicted model, not a curated record. NCBI's taxonomy places the organism in Eukaryota, Viridiplantae, Streptophyta, Magnoliopsida, Ranunculales, Papaveraceae. The transcript has 5 exons.
AUUCUUCAUAUCGGCAAAUCAAAAUCAUUCAACAUUCAAAGGAAAGUAGGAAACAUUUUUCGCAGACCUCUCUUUCUUCCUCUGCUUCCCCAUUCCGAUUUUCUGUAUCGCUCUCGGUGUGUUUUGGAAUAUCUUGGUGUAGUUAGGGCAUCCGCGAGGAAUUAAAUUUAAUCCAAUGAGGGGGCGUGUGAGAUGGGAUGAGGCUAACUUGGGGGAAAUCGAGGCCAAUAAACCAGUGAGGCAAAAAAUCACUGAACCUAAGACUCCUUACCACCCCAUGCUUGAGGAAGACGGUUCUAUGUCUCCUGUUAAUAAUUUCGAUGAGUGCAUGGAUAGAGCUGAACAUGCAGAAGCUAUACGAACUGCAUUAACUGAUGUUGCGUCGUCAAGUAGAAGCGGCAAACGAUCUGGAGGUUGGACAUCAUCUGAAGAUGAGGCAGAUAACAUGGACGAAGAUGGUGAUGAUGAAGGUCCCGAAACAGAUAGAAAGAAACAUUUUAGGGAGCACAGGACAAAGCACUAUGAUGAGUAUCGGAAAGUGAAAGAACUUCAACGUACAGGUUCCUUUGACGAAGAUGAAGUCGAGGGAGACGGCGAAGAUAAGGGGAAGGAUGUGAAAUCUGAUUCAUCAUCAUCAUUAGCAGGUGGUGUAAAAGCUAUAGACAUCGAUGAAGAUAGUAAAAAUGAUCUACCUGAACAGCCUCAGUAAGACGCAGAGCUGUUUUCUUCUAGUAGAAAAACAAAACUGACACCAAACCCUGUUUAUGGAAAAUUACAAGAAAAAAUUAUGUGGAUAAACCAGUUAAACUUUUGAAUCUUUGAUCAUGUUGUCUUUUGUAUGCUAAUAUUUGUACUUUUGGGGCCAGUAAUGGCUUACUGAAAAAUGUUUUCAAGAUAAAAUUUGAACUUGUAGUCUUUUUGAAUUUGAAAGUAUUGUGAAUUUGCGAA